CGGGCUGCGGAAGCUCGAGGACCCGGAGGACAGCAGCCCAGGGAAAAUAUACUCCACUUUGAAGAGACCACAAGUUGAAACCAAAACAGAUACGGUGUACGAAUAUGUGCUACUCGACUUCAGUAUGGAAGGAGCAGCCCUGGGCGGGGUUGAGUGGUUACCCAAGAGAAGGAGGCCUCAGCAGCCUGCUGUGCUUGUAGUCCCUGUCUGGCUGGUGUAACGCUGCUGUGCUUGUAGUCCCUGUGUGGCUGGUGUAACGCUGCUGUGCUUGUAGUCCCUGUGUGGCUGGUGUAACGCUGCUGUGCUUGUAGUCCCUGUGUGGCUGGUGUAACGCUGCUGUGCUUGUAGUCCCUGUGUGGCUGGUGUAACGCUGCUGUGUUUGUAGUCCCUGUCUGGCUGGUGUAACGCUGCUGUGUUUGUAGUCCCUGUCUGGCUGGUGUAACGCUGCUGUGCUUGUAGUCCCUGUCUGGCUGGUGUAACGCUGCUGUGUUUGUAGUCCCUGUGUGGCUGGUGUAACGCUGCUGUGCUUGUAGUCCCUGUGUAGCUGGUGUAAUGCUGCUGUGCUUGUAGUCCCUGUCUGGCUGGUGUAACGCUGCUGUGUUUGUAGUCCCUGUGUGGCUGGUGUAACGCUGCUGUGUUUGUAGUCCCUGUCUGGCUAGUGUAACGCUGCUGUGUUUGUAGUCCCUGUCUGUCUGGUGUAACGCUGCUGUGUUUGUAGUCCCUGUCUGGCUGGUGUAACGCUGCUGUGUUUGUAGUCCCUGUGUGGCUGGUGUAACGCUGCUGUGUUUGUAGUCCCUGUCUGGCUAGUGUAACGCUGCUGUGUUUGUAGUCCCUGUCUGGCUGGUGUAACGCUGCUGUGGUGUGUCGCCGUGAGAAGGGCGCUACUCUAUCAUUCACAUUCCUCUGUGACAACCAAAACGUUGUUCUGGGUUUGUGUUGUGUGUGUGUGUCUGUGGGAUUUCCCCUCUCCCCAGGGGAAUAGGGAUGGUGAAGUCAUUAGAGGACGGAGGAGGAAGGGUGCAAAUGGCCCUGUGCAGUCGUCCUACCGUGCAGUACGUGGCCUCCCUGUGCGAGCUGCCCCAGGCCCUGCAGCCCUACUACACCCAGGGCUACGUCCUGACAGCCCUGCAUCCCAUCAUCCUCUCCGUCGGACGCACGCGCUCGCUGCCCUUCAGCCUGCUGUAUCGGGCCAUCCUGGCCCGACCUCGGCCCAGUAAGCAUGCGGUGUCCAUGUGCCACAGUGUCCCAGUGCUGAGAGUGGAGGAGUGGCCCCUCCCAGGAGAGUCUCUGACGGGAGACAUCGUGAGGGCGCUUAUCGACAGGGUCAACAGCAGUGCACGUGGCGGGGUGAGGUUUGUGGGCUCGGUCCUCCAGCAGGCUGGAGGAGGAGGGGGCAGCAACGGCCGGGUGCCCAGUCCCAGGAGGGGCUGCCGUUCCCCCCCGCGCUCCCCUCCGCGCACCCCCCCUGGAGACGGAGACCUGGAGGAGAACACCUACAGCCCUGACCUAAGGCUUCUGGUGUUCUUCCAUUCCUGGGCACCAGGCUGCGCCCCGCUGGACUCCCUGGCCUGUCAGUACCACCAGGGGGCACUUUCCAUGCGCGUCUCCAGGAAGGGCCAGGUGGUCAGCGCGCUGGAGGCUGAUUGGCUGGAGCUAACCGCCGCCUACUACCGCAAGGGCUGGUCAUUGGUGGACUCUUUUGUAUACUGGGACACACCCAAAGGUGACCCAGUGCCCAGGUCUCUAGAGGGUCUGUUUGUCUAUGAGGAGAGGAGCACUUCACCUCCAGCCAAUGACACCAUCGUCGUGGAGCAGUGGACUGUGAUAGAGGGUUCCAAUGUGAAGACUGACUAUGGACCCCUCCUUCACACUCUCGCUGAGUUUGGCUGGCUUCUUACCUGUGUGCUUCCCACUCCUAUCAUCCGCCAUGACAGUGAUGGUAACCUGGCCACCAAGCAGGUGGUGUUCCUCCAGAGACCCGUCAAGAUGCAGGCAGCUUCCCCGAAGAACCAGGAUGCCACAGCCUCCAUGCAGCGUGAUGUUUCCACGCGAUCUGUGAGUCGCGGGGUGGGCAGCACCACCCCAGAGGAGCUCUCCCCUACAUCAGGGGGUAUUGGGGGCUUCCCGGUGUUCGGAGGAGGGUAUCCCAGCGCCCUCUCCCACCUGGAAGAGGGGGGCUUUGAACAAGACGAUGGCGCAGCAGAGGUUACCUGUAUGUGAUCAGCGCAGAGAGAGACACCGACAGAAACUGUAAACACACACACACACACACUUACUGUACACCCAUAUCCCUCUAACCCUUUCCACAUAACCAGGAAUAUAGAGUAGAGAAAAGAAUUGGCACUUUUGUAAUGUUUAUUAUUUUUAUAUAUUUUUUUUUUUUCAAGCCAUACAGUAUUUAUCACUUGAUUUUAAGACCACAUUUUAUACAAGUUCUUGGGGAAAAAACAAGCAAUAUGCAUUCACUACCAUAUAGAUAUUUUACUUCACCUUGUUCGCAUUCACGUAUGACACUUUAGUAAGGGAAAGGUUCUAAAAGAGAAUGUCAUGCUAAUCAUGCAUCCUUCACAUGAUGAGAAACAGACACACAUAUGACUGUCACCUCCGCAAAACAAGCCACAUGUGACGGGGAUCAGAGGAACCAGGAAGAGCCAUGCACACUGACGGCCCUCUCCACUUCCUGUGAUCCAUCAGUCCUCCUCUGAGAUGUUUUCAUCCGCUUUUCCUGUUGUGUGACCCACCCGCCGCCACUUGCACCUCGGUUCAUCCCCUCAUCCUCUGUUGGCCUGCUACUUCCUGUUAGCUGUAUCUCUCCUGUAAACACAUGCAGGAUAUAAACAUUUAUCAGGUGGACAAAUACACAAGUUGUGUAUGUCGGUACUGAGAAUAACCUGACCUCUCAAUACUGCUGUGUCACAAAAUAAGGAGCCCUGCCUCUUGUGAUGGGUGACAUAAAACACAGUUCUUGGGUUCAUGCCCGGGGAAGUUUAUUUGUACAAUAGGAUGAGUUUUGAUGUCUUUCUAUAGGGUGUAUGGGUUCUCCAAGGCCCCAGGAUGGCUGUGAAUUUUUGUAAACAUCCACUUGAACCAUGAGAUUGAGUUAGUUCAACUUCAGUUCGGGAUGUUCAGGUUGUGUAAAAUUGAUCAUAGGGAAAAAACUUUUGACAAAUCUUUUAGGGGAAAAAAAGCCACAUUUGAGACAAUUUGUACACUAGGGUUAUACCUUUCAUUUUGACUGGUGCUCGAGUCUGUUCUCCAUACUCACCUGUUAAUGAUGUAAUUACGUUUAUUUCAUCAGUUGGGCUCAAACUGUGCACAUUGUUAUGGAAUUAUUUGUUCACUUGUUUCACUGUUCAGUGGUAGAAGUCUCAAAUGAUUGACAUUGUUUAAGAUCUGACUCCAGGACACAAGACAGUUUUUAGUGUAAUGGUAAUAGAGGGAAUGAAAGGAAGGCUUGACAAGAGAUUGUCAUGCUGCUGUAAAUAUCUUUAUAGGUUAACAGAAGUAUUAUUGUUUGUGGGAACCUUUGUAGUUCUACAUGUUUCUAUUGAUCUUCCUCGCCUUGGGAUGAGUAAAUCAGUGUUAUCUACCUUUUGCAGUGUUUUCAGUUUUGAGAAAUGUUUUCUUCCUGUACUAUUGAUAUAUUAAAUAGUUUUACCCUUUUA
This is a messenger RNA of Osmerus eperlanus (European smelt), 3665 nucleotides long. RefSeq names its product raftlin family member 2 (gene rftn2). Lineage: Eukaryota; Metazoa; Chordata; Actinopteri; Osmeriformes; Osmeridae. The record is from RefSeq and is a predicted model, not a curated record. The transcript has 10 exons. Bases 985 to 2220 code for a protein of 411 amino acids.